AUGGCCUGUCCCUGGAGGUUUCUGUUCAAGGUCAAAUCCCACCAGUUUGACUUGACUGAGGAAAAGGACAUCAACAACAAUGUGGGGAAAGUCACUCAUGCACUUUCCAGCUCAGCGACGCAGGAUGACCCCAAAUGUCACAACCUCAGCAAGCACCAGAAUGGAUCUCCCCCUCCCCUCCCGGAGAUGGCAAAGAAGUCUCCAGAAUCUCUGGGUCCGCUGAAUGUGCCUCCUCCAUCCUGCUCAGAGCACAUGAGGAUCAAAAACUGGGGCAAUGGGAUGACUUUGCAAGACACGCUCCACCACAAAGCCAAAUCGGAUUUCACUUGCAAGUCUAAAUCUUGCCUGGGGUCAAUCAUGAACCCCAAAAGUUUAACCAGAGGACCCAGGGACAAGCCUAUCUCUCUGGAUGAGCUUCUACCUCAAGCUAUUGAAUUUGUCAACCAGUAUUACACCUCCUUCAAAGAGGCAAAAAUAGAGGAACAUCUGGCCAGGGUGGAAGCGGUGACAAAGGAGAUCGAAACAACAGGAACCUACCAGCUGACUGGAGAUGAGCUCAUCUUUGCCACCAAGCUGGCCUGGCGCAACGCCCCCCGCUGCAUCGGGAGGAUCCAGUGGUCCAACCUGCAGGUCUUUGACGCCCGGAGCUGUUCCACCGCCCAGGAGAUGUUUGAACACCUCUGCAGACACAUCCGUUAUGCCACCAACAACGGCAACAUCAGGUCGACCAUCACUGUGUUCCCCCAGCGGAGCGAUGGGAAGCACGACUUCCGAGUCUGGAAUUCUCAGUUAAUCCGGUAUGCGGGCUACCAGAUGCCUGACGGCACCAUCAGGGGGGACCCUGCCAACUUGGAGUUCACCCAGCUGUGCAUCGACUUGGGCUGGAAGCCUCGUUAUGGCCGCUUCAAUGUGCUGCCCCUGGUCCUGCAGGCUGAUGGCCGUGACCCUGAGUUCUUUGAAAUCCCACCUGAACUUGUGCUUGAGGUGCCCAUGGAACAUCCCAAGUUCGAGUGGUUCCGUGAGCUGGACCUGAAAUGGUAUGCCCUGCCGGCUGUGUCCAACAUGCUGCUGGAGGUGGGUGGCCUUGAGUUCCCCGCGUGCCCCUUCAAUGGCUGGUACAUGGGCACUGAGAUCGGAGUCCGGGACUUCUGUGAUGUGCAGCGCUACAACAUCCUGGAGGAAGUGGGGAGAAGGAUGGGCCUGGAGACGCACAUGCUGGCCUCCCUCUGGAAAGACCGGGCUGUCACAGAGAUCAACAUUGCUGUGCUCCAUAGCUUCCAGGUACGUCAGACUCUGAAGAAAUCCCUCUUCAUGCUGAAGGAGCUCACCAACACCUUCAGGUAUGCCGUGUUCGGUCUUGGCUCCAGCAUGUACCCACAGUUCUGUGCGUUUGCUCAUGACAUCGACCAAAAGUUGUCCCACCUGGGAGCCUCUCAGCUCACCCCAAUGGGGGAAGGUGACGAGCUCAGCGGACAGGAGGAUGCAUUCCGUACCUGGGCCGUGCACACCUUCAAGGCUGCCUGCGACACGUUUGACAUUCGAGGUAAGCACCACAUUCAGAUCCCCAAGCUCUACACGGGCAGCAUGACCUGGGAGCCUCGCCACCACAGGCUUGUGCAGGACUCACAGCCCUUGGACCUCAACAAAGCCCUCAGCCACAUGCACGCCAAGAAGGUGUUCACCAUGAGGCUCAAAUCUCAGCAGAAUCUACAGAGUCCCAAAUCCAGCCGCACCACCCUCCUGGUGGAGCUCUCCUGCGAGGACAGCACAGACCUGAGCUACCUGCCUGGAGAGCACCUCGGGGUUUUCCCAAGCAACCAGCUGGCCCUGGUCCAAGGCAUCUUGGAGCGAGUAGUGGACAGCCCCGAAGCCCAGCAGACUGUGCGCCUGGAGGCCCUGGAUGACAGCGGCAGCUACUGGAUCAGGGACAAGAGGCUGCCCCCCUGCUCGCUCAGUCAGGCCCUCACCUACUUCCUGGACAUCACCACGCCCCCAACCCCUCUGCAGCUCCAAAAACUGGCCAGGCUGGCCACAGAGGAGUCUGAGAGACAGAGGCUGGAGACCCUGUGCCAGCCCUCAGAAUACAACAAGUGGAAGUCCACCAACAGCCCCACGUUCCUGGAGGUGCUGGAGGAGUUCCCAUCGCUGCGGGUACCGGCUGCCUUCCUGCUCUCCCAGCUCCCUCUUCUGAAACCGCGCUACUACUCCAUCAGCUCCUCCCGGGACCACACACCCACAGAGGUCCACCUCACCGUGGCCGUGGUCACUUACCGCACCCAAGGUGGCCAGGGUCCACUGCACCACGGCGUCUGCAGCACGUGGCUCAGCAGCCUGAUGCCCCAGGACCCAGUGCCCUGCUUUGUGCGAAGUGCCAGUAGUUUCCAGCUGCCCGAGGACCCCUCCCAUCCCUGCAUCCUCAUUGGGCCCGGCACAGGCAUCGCGCCCUUCCGCAGUUUCUGGCAGCAGCGGCUCCAUGACUCUGAGCACAAAGGGCUCCAAAGAGGCCACAUGACUCUGGUGUUCGGGUGCCGCCACCCAGAGGAGGACCACCUGUAUCGGGAGGAGAUGCUGGAGAUGGCCCGGAAGGGGGUGCUGCAUGAGGUGCACACAGCCUAUUCUCGGCUGCCCGGCAAGCCCAAGGUCUAUGUUCAAGACAUUCUGCGGGAGCAGCUGGCUGGUGAGGUCCUCCGCGUGUUGCAUGAGUCCCCGGGCCACCUCUAUGUCUGUGGGGAUGUGCGUAUGGCCCGAGAUGUGGCCCACACCCUGAAGCAGCUGGUGGCCACCAAGCUGAGCUUGAGUGAAGAGCAGGUUGAGGAUUUUUUCUUCCAGCUCAAGAGCCAGAAGCGCUAUCAUGAAGAUGUCUUUGGUGCUGUGUUUCCCUACGAGGUGAAAAAGGACAGGGCCGCGGGACGGCCCAACACAGGCCUCUGA
Marmota flaviventris (yellow-bellied marmot) is the source of this 2931-nucleotide messenger RNA. NCBI's taxonomy places the organism in Eukaryota, Metazoa, Chordata, Mammalia, Rodentia, Sciuridae. The record is from RefSeq and is a predicted model, not a curated record.